AUGGACGUGGACAUGGACGUGGACGUGGACGUGGACGUGGACGUGGACAUGGACGUGGACAUGGACGUGGACAUGGACGUGGACAUGGACGUGGACGUGGACAUGGACGUGGACGUGGACGUGGACAUGGACGUGGACGUGGACGUGGACGUGGACGUGGACAUGGACGUGGACGUGGACGUGGACAUGGACGUGGACGUGGACGUGGACAUGGACGUGGACGUGGACGUGGACGUGGACGUGGACGUGGACGUGGACGUGGACGUGGACAUGGACGUGGACAUGGACGUGGACGUGGACGUGGACGUGGACAUGGACGUGGACGUGGACGUGGACGUGGACGUGGACAUGGACGUGGACGUGGACGUGGACGUGGACGUGGACAUGGAUGUGGACGUGGACGUGGACGUGGACGUGGACGUGGACAUGGACGUGGACGUGGACGUGGACAUGGACGUGGACGUGGACGUGGACAUGGACGUGGACGUGGACGUGGGGACUUGGACGUGGACAUGGACGUGGACGUGGACGUGGACGUGGACGUGGACGUGGACGUGGACGUGGACGUGGACGUGGACGUGGACGUGGACGUGGACAUGGACGUGGACGUGGACGUGGACGUGGACGUGGACGUGGACAUGGACGUGGACGUGGACAUGGACGUGGACGUGGACGUGGACGUGGACGUGGACGUGGACGUGGACAUGGACGUGGACGUGGACGUGGACAUGGACGUGGACGUGGACAUGGACGUGGACAUGGACGUGGACGUGGACGUGGACAUGGACGUGGACAUGGACGUGGACGUGGACGUGGACAUGGACGUGGACGUGGACGUGGAAUGGACGUGGACAUGGACGUGGACGUGGACGUGGACGUGGACGUGGACGUGGACGUGGACGUGGACGUGGACGUGGACAUGGACGUGGACGUGGACGUGGACAUGGACGUGGACGUGGACUGGACGUGGACGUGGACAUGGACGUGGACAUGGACGUGGACGUGGACGUGGACAUGGACGUGGACGUGGACGUGGACGUGGACAUGGACGUGGACGUGGACGUGGACGUGGACGUGGACGUGGACAUGGACGUGGACGUGGACGUGGACGUGGACAUGGACGUGGACGUGGACGUGGACGUGGACGUGGACAUGGACGUGGACGUGGACGUGGACGUGGACGUGGACGUGGACGUGGACGUGGACGUGGACGUGGACGUGGACGUGGACGUGGACGUGGACGUGGACGUGGACGUGGACGUGGACAUGGACGUGGACAUGGACGUGGACAUGGACGUGGACGUGGACAUGGACGUGGACGUGGACGUGGACAUGGACGUGGACGUGGACAUGGACGUGGACGUGGACAUGGACGUGGACGUGGACGUGGACAUGGACGUGGACGUGGACGUGGACAUGGACGUGGACAUGGACGUGGACAUGGACGUGGACGUGGACAUGGACGUGGACGUGGACGUGGACAUGGACGUGGACGUGGACGUGGACGUGGACAUGGACGUGGACGUGGACGUGGACGUGGACAUGGACGUGGACAUGGACGUGGACGUGGACGUGGACGUGGACAUGGACGUGGACGUGGACGUGGACGUGGACGUGGACGUGGACGUGGACAUGGACGUGGACGUGGACGUGGACGUGGACAUGGACGUGGACGUGGACGUGGACAUGGACGUGGACGUGGACGUGGACGUGGACGUGGACGUGGACGUGGACGUGGACAUGGACGUGGACGUGGACGUGGACGUGGACAUGGACGUGGACAUGGACGUGGACGUGGACGUGGACGUGGACAUGGACGUGGACGUGGACGUGGACAUGGACGUGGACGUGGACGUGGACGUGGACAUGGACGUGGACGUGGACGUGGAGGACGUGGACGUGGACAUGGACGUGGACGUGGACGUGGACGUGGACGUGGACGUGGACGUGGACGUGGACGUGGACGUGGACGUGGACGUGGACGUGGACAUGGACGUGGACGUGGACGUGGACGUGGACUGGACGUGGACGUGGACGUGGACGUGGACGUGGACAUGGACGUGGACGUGGACGUGGACAUGGACGUGGACGUGGACGUGGACGGACGUGGACAUGGACGUGGACGUGGACGUGGACGUGGACGUGGACGUGGACAUGGACGUGGACGUGGACGUGGACGUGGACGUGGAUGACGUGGACGUGGACAUGGACGUGGACGUGGACGUGGACGUGGACGUGGACGUGGACGUGGACGUGGACGUGGACGUGGACGUGGACGUGGACGUGGACGUGGACGUGGACAUGGACGUGGACGUGGACGUGGACGUGGACGUGGACAUGGACGUGGACGUGGACGUGGACGUGGACGUGGACGUGGACAUGGACGUGGACGUGGACAUGGACGUGGACGUGGACAUGGACGUGGACAUGGACGUGGACGUGGACGUGGACAUGGACGUGGACGUGGACGUGGACGUGGACAUGGACGUGGACGUGGACGUGGACGUGGACGUGGACAUGGACGUGGACGUGGACGUGGACGUGGACGUGGACAUGGACGUGGACGUGGACGUGGACGUGGACAUGGACGUGGACGUGGACGUGGACGUGGACGUGGACAUGGACGUGGACAUGGACGUGGACAUGGACGUGGACGUGGACGUGGACAUGGACGUGGACGUGGACAUGGACGUGGACGUGGACAUGGACGUGGACGUGGACAUGGACGUGGACGUGGACGUGGACAUGGACGUGGACGUGGACAUGGACGUGGACAUGGACGUGGACAUGGACGUGGACGUGGACAUGGACGUGGACGUGGACGUGGACGUGGACGUGGACGUGGACGUGGACAUGGACGUGGACGUGGACGUGGACGUGGACGUGGACGUGGACAUGGACGUGGACGUGGACGUGGACAUGGACGUGGACGUGGACGUGGACGUGGACGUGGACAUGGACGUGGACGUGGACAUGGACGUGGACGUGGACGUGGACGUGGACGUGGACGGACGUGGACGUGGACAUGGACGUGGACGUGGACGUGGACAUGGACGUGGACAUGGACGUGGACGUGGACGUGGACGUGGACAUGGACGUGGACGUGGACGUGGACGUGGACGUGGACGUGGACGUGGACUGGACGUGGACGUGGACGUGGACGUGGACGUGGACGUGGACGUGGACAUGGACGUGGACGUGGACGUGGACAUGGACGUGGACGUGGACGUGGACGUGGACAUGGACGUGGACAUGGACGUGGACGUGGACAUGGACGUGGACGUGGACUGGACGUGGACAUGGACGUGGACAUGGACGUGGACGUGGACAUGGACGUGGACGUGGACGUGGACAUGGACGUGGACGUGGACGUGGACGUGGACGUGGACAUGGACGUGGACGUGGACGUGGACAUGGACGUGGACGUGGACGUGGACAUGGACGUGGACGUGGACGUGGACGUGGACGUGGACGUGGACGUGGACGUGGACGUGGACGUGGACGUGGACGUGGACGUGGACGUGGACGUGGACAUGGACGUGGACGUGGACGUGGACGUGGACGGACGUGGACGUGGACGUGGACGUGGACGUGGACGUGGACGUGGACGUGGACGUGGACGUGGACGUGGACGUGGACAUGGACGUGGACGUGGACGUGGACAUGGACGUGGACGUGGACGUGGACGUGGACGUGGACGUGGACGUGGACGUGGACGUGGACGUGGACGUGGACAUGGACGUGGACGUGGACGUGGACAUGGACGUGGACGUGGACGUGGGACGUGGACAUGGACGUGGACGUGGACGUGGACGUGGACGUGGACGUGGACAUGGACGUGGACGUGGACGUGGACAUGGACGUGGACGUGGAGGACGUGGACGUGGACAUGGACGUGGACGUGGACGUGGACGUGGACGUGGACGUGGACGUGGACGUGGACGUGGACGUGGACGUGGACGUGGACGUGGACGUGGACGUGGACAUGGACGUGGACGUGGACGUGGACGUGGACGUGGACGUGGACUGGACGUGGACGUGGACGUGGACGUGGACGUGGACAUGGACGUGGACGUGGACAUGGACGUGGACGUGGACGUGGACGUGGACAUGGACGUGGACAUGGACGUGGACGUGGACGUGGACGUGGACGUGGACAUGGACGUGGACGUGGACGUGGACAUGGACGUGGACAUGGACGUGGACGUGGACGUGGACGUGGACAUGGACGUGGACGUGGACGUGGACGUGGACGUGGACGUGGACGUGGACGUGGACGUGGACGUGGACGUGGACGUGGACGUGGACGUGGACGUGGACGUGGACGUGGACGUGGACAUGGACGUGGACGUGGACGUGGACGUGGACAUGGACGUGGACAUGGACGUGGACGUGGACGUGGACAUGGACGUGGACAUGGACGUGGACGUGGACGUGGACGUGGACGUGGACGUGGACGUGGACAUGGACGUGGACGUGGACAUGGACGUGGACGUGGACGUGGACGUGGACGUGGACGUGGACGUGGACGUGGACAUGGACGUGGACAUGGACGUGGACAUGGACGUGGACGUGGACAUGGACGUGGACGUGGACGUGGACGUGGACGUGGACGUGGACGUGGACAUGGACGUGGACGUGGACGUGGACGUGGACGUGGACGUGGACGUGGACGUGGACGUGGACGUGGACGUGGACGUGGACGUGGACGUGGACGUGGACGUGGACGUGGACGUGGACGUGGACAUGGACGUGGACGUGGACGUGGACGUGGACAUGGACGUGGACAUGGACGUGGACGUGGACGUGGACGUGGACGUGGACAUGGACGUGGACAUGGACGUGGACGUGGACGUGGACGUGGACAUGGACGUGGACGUGGACGUGGACGUGGACGUGGACAUGGACGUGGACGUGGACGUGGACGUGGACGUGGACGUGGACGUGGACGUGGACGUGGACAUGGACGUGGACGUGGACGUGGACAUGGACGUGGACGUGGACGUGGACGUGGACGUGGACAUGGACGUGGACGUGGACGUGGACGUGGACGUGGACGUGGACGUGGACAUGGACGUGGACGUGGACGUGGACAUGGACGUGGACGUGGACGUGGACGUGGACGUGGACGUGGACAUGGACGUGGACGUGGACGUGGACGUGGACGUGGACGUGGACGUGGACGUGGACGACUUGGACGUGGACAUGGACGUGGACGUGGACGUGGACGUGGACGUGGACGUGGACGUGGACGUGGACGUGGACGUGGACGUGGACGUGGACGUGGACGUGGACGUGGACUGGAC
Molecule: messenger RNA, 5306 nt
Organism: Closterium sp. NIES-65
Lineage: Eukaryota; Viridiplantae; Streptophyta; Zygnematophyceae; Desmidiales; Closteriaceae
Source: the annotation of a GenBank genome assembly